Cyprinodon tularosa is the source of this 1737-nucleotide messenger RNA. It is a transcript of the gene crybb3, whose product is annotated as crystallin, beta B3. Gene Ontology annotation, molecular function: structural constituent of eye lens. NCBI's taxonomy places the organism in Eukaryota, Metazoa, Chordata, Actinopteri, Cyprinodontiformes, Cyprinodontidae. The transcript has 6 exons. Gene Ontology annotation, biological process: lens development in camera-type eye; visual perception. The record is from RefSeq and is a predicted model, not a curated record. The coding region runs from base 921 to 1634 and encodes 237 amino acids.
CAUAAAUUAAUAUAUGAAAUAAGAGAAACCAAAUUUUCUGACCACACCGGUUUAACUGGGACACUAGAUUAAAAAGGAAGGUUUAAUGGGAUCAGGUUCCUUGUCCCUGCUAGAGAAAACCAGCCCACAGCAUGAUUCAGCCUUUAUCAUGUUCAGAGGUUCUAAGCCUUUUUUGCCAUCUCGUUUUCUGCAUGUUAGGCCAUAAAAAAACAUUUAUCUCUCCUCCGACCAGCGCACCUGUUUUUGCGUGUUUGCUGUGCUCCCUUAAUGGCUUGAGGGCCGUCUUCCAGCCCCCCCACAGAGGUCCGAUCUCCCGGUUCUGGACAAAGUUCUCCAGUGGGUCAGAAUGACAGACUGACAUUGAGGAUUACGUGACUCAUGAAAGCAGGCGAUUCCUCUGGAUUCAUCAAGGGGUCCUGGAGUAGAGCAAAAGAUAUGGACAAUGUACUAUAAAGAUAUUUUAAAAUAAAUGCAUAUAUUGCUGCUUACGUAUGUUUUUUUGUGUAGAAUCCUAAUAAAAUAUGCCGAGGGUUUUGGUUGCAGUGUGAUCGUAUGUAAAAGGUGGGAUAUUGCAGGGCUGUUUGUGCUGAACCGGCCUGUUUGCUGAAUCCUCUUGGCUCGCUGAGCGUCUGCCCACCCUCAGUGCUCGCUGGCAGCCCAGCUGGACGCGCAGGGCAGCCUGUGCCAACACAGCUGCCUAUUGAGAGGCGGCGUUACAGACACAAUGUGAGCCACAGACUUGCUGUAUCAACAGCUCCCCCUUUUCUGCUGCUGUGGUCAGAAAUAAACCAUAAAUACCCCCCCUCCUCCCCUCUGCCCUCUAAUGCCUCGACCCCAUCAAACGCCAAGUGGCACCAAGUAAGAGGGACGCUACCACUUCCUCGUAGGCAUACCCAGUGGAGGAGCAGCGGACCAGGAGGAUGUCGGACCAGCAGAACGCCACAGAUCAGCUGGCUGCUGGGAAGAGCCAGGGUGGAGCUGGAGUCGCAUAUAAGGUGGUCGUGUUUGAGUUUGAGAACUUCCAGGGCUGCAAGGCGGAGUUUUCUGCAGAGUGCAAAGACGUAACAGAGAAAGGACCGGAGAAGGUCGGCUCUGUGAUCGUGGACUCAGGGCCCUGGGUGGGUUAUGACGGGCAUGGCUUCAAAGGAGAGCAGUUCAUUCUGGAGAAAGGCGAGUAUCCACGCUGGGACACCUGGACCAACAGUCAGCGCAGCUUCUCCCUGCUGUCCUUGAGGCCCCUGAAGGUGGAUGGUGUUGAACACAAGCUGCACCUCUACGAGAACCCUGGCUUCACCGGCAGGAAGAUGGAGAUCGUGGAUGACGACGUGCCGAGCCUGUGGGCCCACGGCUUCCAGGACCGGGUGGCCAGCCUCAAGGCUCUGAACGGAACGUGGGUGGGCUACAUGUACCCAGGCUACAGGGGGCAACAAUACAUUUUUGAGCGAGGGGAUUUCAAGCACUGGAACGACUGGGAGGCGCCCUCUCCCCGGAUCCAGUCUGUCCGACGGGUGCGGGACAUGCAGUGGCACAAGAAAGGGUGUUUCAUCCAUCCUGCCCCAGCCCCCGUCCCAGACCCCGAUCCGGCCCCAGCACCGGCUCCUCCUGCCCCCCCUGCGACAGCCAGGGCCAGCUGAGCGUCCCCCUCCCUCAUCAACCCAAACAUGACAAACGCUGUUGUUGCCCGGCGACGAGUGCCAUGUGCGUUUUAGUGGCCAAUAAAGGUUGUUUGACCUGGAA